Molecule: messenger RNA, 1488 nt
Organism: Clavispora lusitaniae ATCC 42720
Lineage: Eukaryota; Fungi; Ascomycota; Pichiomycetes; Serinales; Metschnikowiaceae
Product: serine/threonine protein kinase
Biological process (GO): protein phosphorylation; intracellular signal transduction
Cellular component (GO): cytoplasm
Molecular function (GO): ATP binding; protein serine/threonine kinase activity
Source: RefSeq, a predicted model, not a curated record
AUGGAGGAUACCGACCGAUUGGCGCAUGCCCGUGCGGCAUUGCGAAUCACCGUUCCCACGGAAGACGUGUUAGGCGAGCCGAUUUCUCUUGAAAGGGGCGAAAACGGGCCCAGCUACGACUACAGCCCGCUCGCACAGCUUCCGACGCCAAUAACAAACCAUGGUGCUUUUCAACCUCUCGAGGUAGCAAAGCGAAAUCCGGGCUCUUCACCCUCGACCAACACAAGAGUUGUCUCUGAGUUUCAGCGCCGCCGCCUGGUAUCGCGGGCAGGCAUGCGUCACAUAUCGAACCCGACCCUGAUGCCAGCAAAUGAGCUGUUCCCACUGCCGCCAAUGGAACUGGCGACAGUCCAGUUUGCCGGCCGCGAGUUCGUGGCGCCGCAUCUUGGUCGUACGUACCGCUUUGUACAAGUGGUGGGCAGUGGAGCCUUCAGCACAGUUGUCGCUGCAGAAAAUACGGCACAACAGGGGGACUUAGUUGCAGUGAAAAUUGUAACGGUGCCUACAGACGACACUACAAGUGUACGCAAUUUUCGCCUGUACAUCUGUCGAGAGUUGGGUAUCCUAACCCAUCUCCAACACCCAGGAGUGAUUUCUUUGCUCGAUUAUAGCUUGAGCCUUCUGCUUACAGAAGAGGAAAUCGAAGCGUGUUUCUUUGGCCGCGAAGAACAGCAUGCUGGCGCAGACAUGUACGACUUGUAUUCUACCAAAGUGGCCAACGAACAAUGCUUCUUCUUGCAAUACGCUCCGGGCGGUUCGUUGCUCCUGUGGCUUCUGCAUAACGCCCGUGCCGUGCACAGUAUACAUUUCUGGCGCCUAAUGCGCCGUGUGGUUGCAGAGUUGGUGGUGACCGUCGCAUACUUGCAUUCAAAACUAGUGGUGCACCGUGAUAUUAAACUUGAAAAUGUGUUGUUGACGGCAGACUAUGAUAUUGAAGAAUCAGAAGGUGAACAAUUGGCUGAAGAGAUCUUUAAACUGUCUUCCGUCUGCACGCUCACUGACUUUGGUCUUUCCAAAAAACUCAGUCACGAAGGGCAACUCCUCGCCACCAAAUGCGGUUCUCAGGAUUACGUGAGCCCAGAAUUGCUCAUGGGCUUGAAUUAUGAUGGUGCGCUACUCGAUUCAUGGGCUUUGGGUGUACUCACCUACUGCAUCUUGGAAGACAGACUACCAUUCGAUAUGCCGCCACCAGAGCUUGCAAGUGCCUCAGGGAUGUCGCCAUCAGUAUUGAAGCGUCGCCAGAACAAGAACAACCCAGCUUACCGUAUUGCAACCAUCGAUUGGGACUGGUAUCGUGCGUCUAUUUUACAGAAGGAUAUGUCGCUCUCGGACGAAGCGCAUCAAAUCAUCACGCAGCUUAUGGAGUUGGUGGGAUUGUUGUUGGUGCGUAAGGAACGACGUGUUCUGGCGUCAAACUUCUUGGAUCGAGCGGGCUUUGAGUGGAUCAGAGCGCUGGUACCGUCGUCUUAUCUUGCAUGGCGCGGCUAG